This is a messenger RNA of Bombus pascuorum, 2313 nucleotides long. RefSeq names its product nose resistant to fluoxetine protein 6-like. The coding region runs from base 52 to 2298 and encodes 748 amino acids. Gene Ontology annotation, molecular function: acyltransferase activity, transferring groups other than amino-acyl groups. The transcript is spliced from 12 exons. NCBI's taxonomy places the organism in Eukaryota, Metazoa, Arthropoda, Insecta, Hymenoptera, Apidae. The record is from RefSeq and is a predicted model, not a curated record.
AUUCAUCGAGAGUCAAUUCUAAUAAUCCAAGUGUAAAUAUCAUUUAGAAGUAUGAAGUGCGGAAGAAUUUCGCGGACAUGGUUAUUCUUUCUAUCUUUAACAAGCUUUUACGUGUCAAUACAAGCGAUCGCGCUAGACUCGGUGACCACGAGGAAGAUACUUCCAGUGUACGCGGUUUUGGAAAAUGCUGAUCUUCUAAAUUCCAGCAGAUGUCGGACGCAGAUAGAUGAAUUUCGAAAUGCAGUGGAUAACCAGAUACUUUGGGCUCUAAGAGCGUUGGAUACCAGUGGCGUACCAUUCGAAGGAUUUGUCAUCGGGAAUAAUCAUUGGUUAGGAAACCGACAAGGUUGCAAGCUUUUCUCUGAAAAUCGCACGGCACUUCUAUCGGAGAAAAUACGAAAGAACAAUUCGAUAUACCGGAACCCGAAUGAAGAAUAUUCACCUUUUGAGUUUCGUUUUUUUAUUGCACGUGCACGGCACAACAGCACUGUGCAAUAUCAUGUAGAAGUAGAAGACGAAGAUUUGAUCACGCUUGGACUUUGCUUACCGGCAUCCUGCAGCAUUGGCGAUGUUGCCACUAUGGUUGAUAAAGUAUUUCGUAAUGAGACACUUUUCGUUGGACAACUUUUUAAUAUACACUUCAAGCUGAUCGAAGUCUCCGAUUCGGUGGAUGAUCAUCAAUGGCUAUUCUCUGCGAAAAUGAUCUCCAUCAUAGGAAUUUUGCUAUCGUUGUGUGCUAUCGUAAUAGCGGCCACAGUAUACGACGUUUUCGUCCAUCGAAAGCUUUUAAAUAAAGAAAGGGAAAAGCUUACGUUCGAAAGUAACAACGCGAUAGAAUUUGAGAACGUAAGAGAAGAGAAACGCGAAACCGACAACGAGGAACUGGCACCUCCCAAGUCUGCAAUGCAGAAUCGUGUCGGCCAACAUCUUCUGUGCUUUUCAGUUCUCACCAAUAUAGAGAAAAUAUUUAAGCUGGAAAAGAGUGAAGAUAAACUACGCUUAUUCUACGGUUUGAAAACGUUAACAAUGAUAUGGAUUAUUUUAGGGCACGUAUUAUUCUACGGAUUUCAUGUUCUGAGUAACAAAUGGCUUGUAUAUGCGAUAGACGACAAUAUACUCUCACAGAUCAUAAGCAACUUCACAUUAUCGGUGGAUACAUUUUUCUUUAUCAGUGGUUUUCUCUUGUCCUAUUCAUUUCUGAAGGAACGACAAAAUCACCAAGAAGUAACAGUAACAAGGAUAAAUGAAUAUAUUCAAAAGAUUAUCAAACGAUAUAUAAGGCUUACACCUGCAUAUUUCGUCGUUAUACUGAUAACGAUAUUGAAUUUUACCUGGGACGAACAUGUCUCAGUAAUUCUUCCCCCCGAGCAUCCGCAUACAAAAUGUUCCAAAUAUUGGUGGACUAACAUACUUUACAUCAAUAACUUCUACAGGUGGGAUGAGCUAUGUCUCACAUGGAGUUGGUACUUGCCCAAUGAUAUGCAGUUCUUCGUAUUUGGCAGCUUUCUUCUAACUUUAUCGAACACGCAUUACCAUAUUGCCAUGGGCAUAGGCAUUGUCACGCUACUCUCAUCGAUAGGAUCACUCGUUUACGGGGCAUACACCCAUAAUUAUCAGCCUACAUUGGACGAACAAAAUAAGACGCUGACAUACUUUUAUAUGCGACCGUGGUGUAGAAUACCGCCAUAUCUCAUAGGAAUGGCCACCUGUCACCUUCUUACGAAAUGCAAUUACAAAUUACGGUUAUCAAAAGUAAUAGAUACUGCUUGUUCGUUACACCUAUAUUUCUCUGCAUCUUUCAAUAAUGUGAUUAAAUUUAUAUUUCAGAAAAUCUUAUUCGUUGGCUGGACCUUGGCAGUUUUAUGUAAUUGUUCGAUUCUCUUCGGACUCACGAACAAGAACAUACCUUUAAGUCUAUCCGCUCUUUAUUUGGCCCUCAAUAGAACAGGCUGGGCAUUAGGCAUUGCCUGGCUCGUAGUUGCAUGCACUACGAAUAAUGGCGGUGUCGUGAACAAAAUCUUAUCUCUCGAUAUUUUCGUUAUUUUGGGUAAAUUAACGUAUUGUGCUUAUCUCCUGAACCCUGUUACAAUACUUCUGGCUUACUCUUUAAAUGAUUAUGUUUUCUACAUUAAUAUCGUCACCUUUGGUGUUUACUCCGUUACAAUGGUUAUAUGUAGUUUCGGUGCUUCUAUUCUGUUAUCCGCAACAAUCGAAAUGCCGUUUAUAUCACUAGUGGGAUUGUAUAUUAGUGCACGAAGAAAAACGAAAGAAGUUGUAACCAAUAAAUCAGUCAAAUAAAUGUAGAUCACUGAA